AUGGCAGCGAUGACGUCUUCCACCUCGACUGAAGGUGGGCUCCGUUUCUUCUCGGGGGAUUCUGAGGAUGGCCGUGAGUACAAACGCUGGAAGCAAUGGGUGAAGAACAAACUGCUGACGCUUGACAAGUUGGCGGAGGGCUCCAGAGGGGCCUACAUAUACACCCUUCUCUCUGGCAAGGCCUUGGAGGCCGUGGAACACCUAGAUCCCGAAGGCUACCAGAAGAAGGGCGGCGAUGAUGCCCUAUGGGCCAUUUUAGACAAGCGAUUCCCUCAGCAGGAGACAGUGGAUGAGUUGGGGGAGAUCCUGAACGAGAUCUUUGGACUUCGCUCACAUGAGGGCGAGUCCAUGAGACAAUGGACCGCCAGGGCAUCCGAGCUGAUGGACAAAUGUCACCGCAAGACUGGAGUCUCAUUCCCGGAUGAGGCCAGGGGAUGGCUGCUACUCCAUCGAGCUGCUUUGACGGAAGAGCAAAAGGCGGUGGUGAUCGCCAGGGCUCGAGGUGACUUGAAGCGGGAAUCCAUCGCCUCCGCACUUCGAUCCUGCUACCCGGAGCUGGUCAUGACUCGUAAGCGUGCAGGAGUGGCUCUGGCCGAGGAACAGGAUGGGGGCGAUGACACUGCUGAAACAUGGGAUGAUGGUUUUUCCGACGUUGAGCAGUUGUUGGAAGACCACCAUGCUGGUGUCGAGGCGGGACCCGACACCGAGACCUUUCAGGAGUCCGAAGUCGCUGAGGUUUUGGCCGCCACCUGGAAAGAAAAGAGGCACGAGUUGAACCGCCUUCAGAAAACACGUCAGUUUCAGAAGGCACGAGAUGUCAAACGAAGCUUUCGGGUGGAGAUUGAGGAGAUGAAGAGGAACUCCACUUGCAAUCGUUGCGGCCGCAAAGGCCAUUGGGCACGAGAAUGCCGUUCAAAAGAGACGACCAAAGGAGCUGGCAAGUCAAAGACUUCUGGAUCUAGCGCUGCAUCCGGUGCAGCGGUGGUGCAAGAACUGGAUUUUGUGGCCGCAGUGAUGGCUACACCUACGUUGCUGGAGCAAGUUCGCAAGCAUGUGAAUGAGAAGAGUCAGCUCAAUGCUCCAGCCACCACAGAGGAGAUUCUGCUUGUGUCGUCCCCAGGCUAUGGUGUCCUGGAUUCCGGCUGUGGUCGAACCAUUGUUGGGCAGACCACCCUCCGUGCUUUUGAGAAGAUUUGGAAGCAGAAGGGAUGGGCAAUUCCAAAGCCCAUCGAUGAAGUACAUCAAUUCAAGUUCGGAAAUGGUGAAGUGGAGACAUCCUUGGUCUCCAUUCAGAUGCCUGUCGUCUUAGCUCAUCGCCGAGGUGUGAUUCGUGCUGCAGUGAUCAAGGGUGAUGCUCCAUUGUUGUUGAGCCGCACAGCACUCAAAACAUUGGGUGCGACUCUGGACUUCGCACAUGACAGCCUCCAGGUGUUUGGAAAGACAAUUCCCCUCCAAACCAACAGUGCUGGACAGUAUGUAGUGCAAUUGACUGGGGAAGAUUCCUUGUGUUCGCCCGCAGCCGCUUUUACAGAAGUGAUGGCAUCUGUGGAGGCCUCUCCAGGUCCCACGGCAUCUCAUGAGCAUGUUGAUGAGCCGCAGCUUGAGCCGGAAAUGCCUGCGGCAAAUGCCCCCGAGUUGACCUCGCCGUCAGCACCUGACACGGCGAUUUGGGAGCAGGAGGACUGUGAUGUCGUCACCACCCCAUGGUUGUCUCGCCAAGGGCCAGCAUGGAAGCAUGUGUUUCGUAGGAGCGCCGUUGAGCAAGAGCUCAUGACGGAGAAGCCACGUCUUCUGGUGUUGUGCCCGCCGUGCACCGACGAAGGACAUGAAGCCCCAUGGACUCCCGCUGCAUGGCGAAGCUACCGCCUACAGAGGGCGGUAAGCAGCACGCUGGCCGCAGAAAGCCAAGCUAUGUCAGUCGCUUCAGGAACUGCAGAGUGGAUCUUGUUGCUUUUGGCUGAGACCAUAGAUGGCCCCUUGCAGAUUCGCAAUCGCAUUUUGGAACGAUUCAUCGAAGUGCCUGCUUUUCAGCGGUUUCCUCCCAGCCUCACCAUGGCUGGUACCAGUCAGCGUUUGUCCUCAGCAGUUGAUGAGUUGCUGCAGAGGGUCCGAGAUGAAGGAUCCAUGGACUCCCUCCUGAAGGAGCUGGGGUAUGAGUUGGGUGAAUUCGAGCUUGUUCGUGAAUCCGAAGGUCAAGGAAGUAUGACGGAUGCUUCCAAGAGGCGCAUGAUUGAUGAAGUCUCACCACCACCACAGAUGCCUAUGGUUCGAGCAGCCAAGACUCGUGCCUCGUCCAAGCUGCCGUCCGGAGUGAACAGCAUGGAAGAGUGGGGCCGUACACUGGUAACGGCCGGGAAGUUCGAGAAGCACGAGAUUUCUUACUCAGAGCUGGCAUCAUCGAGUGAGACCUCCAAGGUCAAGUAUGUGCAGUGGAUGAUCCAUCAGAGUGGCCGCAGUGACCUCUCACCGGUGGUUCAGGACAUGGCUGAUUAUUUUGUGGCCAAUGCCCGAGAGAAGGAAGGACAUGGCCCGUGCAUCCCCGGCUCGAGUGUGGUCCGGAAGUUCAAAAGCUGA
This is a messenger RNA of Durusdinium trenchii, 2574 nucleotides long. The record is from the annotation of a GenBank genome assembly. NCBI's taxonomy places the organism in Eukaryota, Dinophyceae, Suessiales, Symbiodiniaceae.